Molecule: messenger RNA, 519 nt
Organism: Cooperia oncophora
Lineage: Eukaryota; Metazoa; Nematoda; Chromadorea; Rhabditida; Trichostrongylidae
Source: the annotation of a GenBank genome assembly
AUGGUGCUCGUCUUGUGGCUGGUGCUCUUCUGCUUUGCUCGUGCAUCUCUCGCAGCUGAACCCACUUGUCAUGAUUCCGUACUGUUUCAUCGUGGCGAAUCCAUUCUACCGUCAACAGAUCUCUUCUGUGUUAUCCGAUCCAAUCAAGAAGGACCGGACGAAAAUGUGCCAAUCAUACAAAGUGAAGAGGAAUGGCUUGACUUCGUUAUGGAGAAUGAUGCACUCGAAGAUGAGGAUAAUACGGUAGAUCCACCGCUCCCUGUGCUCAUGACCAGAAAAGAUGGGCAGGUUUCGGAAUUCCUCAUUCCAGCUUCGUUCUUUGAUUCGAAAUGUACUGUCAAACAGGGAGUAGGUGCGUUUCCCGCUGUUGCUCAUUUUUCAAAAAAAAAUAUUUUAACAUUUCAGUGGUUGGAUUUUCCCAGUCUACCGCUUGUACUCCCAUAUUUACCUCGUUUUCGGAGGGAGAAUGUCUAUCCAAUGAUUUUCUUUCUGCUCAGUCACUUUUUGGAUCACCACUAG